AUGAACCAGUCCAAGAAGAUGGCCAUGGAGCAUUCAGAUCUGUCACAAGGCUUGUCGCUUUCUGCUGAUUUCCUGCCCUUGUCAGAUCUAGUGGAGAUUCUUGCCACUAGAGGACAUGCGGCUGUCUUGCAACAGCAGAGCGCGGGCAUAUCGUUCAUCCACUUUGUGCAGAACCAGCGACAGCGCCAGCUCCUACGGUCAGGCGAUAAGUGA
Molecule: messenger RNA, 213 nt
Organism: Penicillium taxi
Lineage: Eukaryota; Fungi; Ascomycota; Eurotiomycetes; Eurotiales; Aspergillaceae
Exons: 2
Coding region: 1-213 (70 amino acids)
Source: RefSeq, a predicted model, not a curated record